Molecule: messenger RNA, 4816 nt
Organism: Physeter macrocephalus (sperm whale)
Lineage: Eukaryota; Metazoa; Chordata; Mammalia; Artiodactyla; Physeteridae
Gene: MAJIN
Product: membrane anchored junction protein
Exons: 10
Coding region: 3759-4532 (257 amino acids)
Biological process (GO): homologous chromosome pairing at meiosis; meiotic attachment of telomere to nuclear envelope
Cellular component (GO): nuclear inner membrane
Molecular function (GO): DNA binding
Source: RefSeq, a predicted model, not a curated record
UUCUUAACCACUGCGCCACCAGGGAAGUCCAAAAAGGCUAUUCUUUAUUGAGUGCAUGGAACACUACAAUAAGCAAUUAUACAUGCAUUAUUUCAUUAAUCAUCCUAAUCACCCUGCAAGUGAGGAAACUGAGAAUAGUUCCUUUUGAAAAUAGAGCUUGAAGACAAACAUGUGACUGUAACCCUUGCACCCCAAGAUAUAACCCUAAGAAGCUUUAAUCAGGAAAUCUUCCAUUUUGGCUUGAUGCCUUUGUACCUAAACUGAGUUUGCCUUGAGUCAUCCAGAGUUAUGAGAGUGACCAGGGUUACAGUUUAAUAAAAUGACCAGUCGAUGUCUUAUAAUGGAAAAUGUAUGGGCCAAAGGAGUCAACAAUCUCAGGGGUGCUGGUUCCAUACUGAGUUAUGUGACCUAUAGGAGUCAUUUCCUUCUUUGAUGAAUUCACUUCCUUUUGGUCCCCUCUAAAAUGAAAGGCACUUCCAGCCAUAGGCAAGCGUGAAUCUCGUUAGGAAUAUAGAUUUUCAGAGAGUCUGGAUCUACUUCAGCAAAGGCAGACAGACCUCUGAAACUAGCCAGGGACUUUUCAAGGUAGAAGGAGAAGCUGAGCAUCUGUCCUCAAACUCAGUUCUAAAACUUGGGUGUUGGAUUCAUAGCAUCAGUGGGAUUUCCCUGUUUUUUUGCCCACACUCAUUAAUGGUGUGAGAGCCUGACAUGUUAGAUCUGCUCAGUAAAUGUAUUUUUAUUAAAUGCUUAUGAAAGCUCUUUUAUUCUUUAACACUGUGGAGGGUUUUCCCAUCAAAUAUCACCAGAUAUAUUUAGUGACAGUACUUCUGUAUGAUCUUCUCCUUCAGCUUCAGUAGUCAAUAUCAUUAUCCUCAUAUCACAUUCAGCCUUGCUUCAGGUUCUAUGCAUUGACCCAGAUGUUUCUUUACGUGAGACAAAUUACUAGAACCUUAAAAAAUCUUUCCCUUUCUAACAUCAGUGCCUAUGUGUCAUUUAAAUCUAUUACUGGGGAUUUUCAAGGAAAGAGUCUUAAUUGAGAUUUGUCAGAUUUUGUACUGCUAUUAAAGCUAAUCAGUUUUCUUCUCUUGAAUUUGCUUUUCUAGUAAAGCAUUAAGAAACACUUCAAAUCUAUCAAAAUGGCUUAUGUUAAUAUAAUAAUCCAGAGUUUACAAAGUGCUUUUUACAGCUUUAUCUCAUUUAAUCCUCACAACAAUUCCAGGGGUAGGUGUAAUCCCCAUUUAUAGAUGUAGAAACUGAGAAAUGAAAAGGCUAAGUGACUUGAUCAGGGUCUAAUGACUGAUAAGACGCAGAGCUAAGACUCAAGCCUUGGUCCUCCAAUUCCAAAUCCUGUGUCUUUCCCACUAUACCAUAUUGCCUAUAACUUCUCUUCUUUUGUUUUAAAGGCAUCAUGUUUUAUGAUCACCUAAAAUUGGUUGAGAGUCUAACCCUUCAUCUGCAAGAUCUCAUCAACUUAAUGAUAGUCCCUGGGACAGUGUCACCAUGACUGCAGUACUCAUCUUUGAACCACUACUACUAUGUGGUUGUUUGGGAUUGUGCUGUCUAAUCUUUAUUUUCAAAUAGGGUAAUUAGUGUGUGGUGUUUGUUUCUGAAGCAGGCAGCCAGCAAUUAACAGGAACAGGCCCCAGCUAGAAGAGGGUUGUGUUUACUUCUUUCAGCCAUCCAGCUGUGGCACAGCACAUGAAGUUUCCUCUCUGUAUCGUCAUUUCCAGCAAAUGUUCUUCAUUUCCUUUGCUCUGAUGCCCCCAGUCCUCAGUCUGUGGGGAAAGGUGACUGCAUUUUUGAAGAAUGCUCUGAAUAAUUAGGGGCUCAAUUUUUGUGACAGCACCCUAAGUUUUACCACGUGGACUCCCCGCUUACUUAGUAAAGUCAUCUAGGACCAAAAACACCAUCAAAUCUGGCGUAGGUUCCUGCCAUGCCUAGGACAUGGGGAAUCUGCAAGUUUUUCUCAGGAUAUGAACGGUAUUUCCUCUCUGGUAACUUUGCAGUUGGCACCAACUAUUUCUUUUCACUUUUGACUGUAGUUCUAGUCUAAAUAGUCUCGGGCUCUGGUUCCAGCCUCCUGUGAUUCUAAUCCCAAGCAGCCAAGAUCAGACACUGGGAUAUCUCUUUACUGGCAGCCCCAGACUUAAGCUUUGGAAAUUGUGGGAAAUUUCAUUCUUUGGGCACAUAGAUCUUCUGAUUCUACCAUACUAGAGUUCUCCCUGCUGAGUAGACGUGGAAUCGGUAAUAUGAAGGAAAGAAUAAUGAAAAUAGUCCUUUUUGUGUGUAUAAUAUUUUAGUACUUACAAAAUGAUUUUAUAUUCAUUAUCUCAUUUUUUUCUUCCUAAUAACCCCAGGAAAAGUGAUUAAGACCAUCAAGUCUGGAUUUACACUGCCUCAGUUUGAAUCCCAAUUCCAACAUUCAUAGCCAUGGGAAACUUACUUCAUCUCUCAGUGCCUCAAUUUCCUAAUCUAUCAAAUUUAGACUACUUAUUUCAGAGGCUUUUUGUGAGGAUUAAGUGAGAUAUAUUUAUAAGGCACUUAGAAUAGGGUAUUACAAAAAGUUGUUGUUGUUGUUAGUUGUUGUAUAAAUAAGUUGUUAUUAUUGUAUAAAUAUCAACAAGAAAACCAAGGCCCAGAGAAACUAGGUAGGGACAAUGGAGCUGAGAUUAAAACACAAAUUAUUCUUACUUUGUGCCUGUUCUAUCUACACCAUCUCAGCUGCCUCUGAAAUCAAUACCUUGCAUUGUAUAUAGGUAGAUUUGAUCCUAGAAACUCUGGACAUUUUACUCUCAUUGUUUAUUAUUUAAACUUCCAUAUGAAGAGACAGAAAGUACAGGGUUUAUUAUCUCUACAAAUAAAAAGAGGCAUAGAAAAGUCCUAGUGACUUAGAAAAUCACAGUGUGCUUGAUUCUUACUUCUGAGUGCGUAUCAAAUGCUCUCUUGGAGUCGAAGAGACAUGCUGUACUUCUUUUUCCAUUUCUUCCUCUCCUGAGUUUCCAGCAGAGAGGACCUUAAGUGAGCAGAGAUUCUGGAAUAGGAAAAAUAAAACUAGUAAGUGCUAGGAGAAGAGUGGGCACUCUUAUGGCACAAGGCACUCUCAUAAGUGGUGAGGGAGAAGAGUAGUUGAGAGGUGGGGAAGAUAAGGCAUUCCUUGGCAACACUGGAAAACAUUAGUAUACAUCCUUAUUUACUGCAUUGGCUGUAGCAGGGAGGUGUGCUAAUUCCUAAACUUCAUCUAAAAUUAAUAGCAGAGGUGUUCCCAAUUGGGCUUCCUAUUGGUGCAUCCUUUGUUUCAUUAUUUGAUUUGAGCCCUCUUCACCUUGACAUAGGUUCCAGGGAAAGUGGGGGCAAGGGACAAGAACAGAUUCAAGAGAUAUUUGGGAGAUAGAUUUAAUCCUAACAAAAAGCCUGUUAGUCAUCAGAUGUUAGUAUCAUUAGUCUCAUGGAAGAGAAGUAAUUUGCACAAGGUCAUAAGGUAAACAGCAAAACAUCAACUCAGGUCUUUUGACUUCAAGUAUAGAGAUUGUCCCAGAAUAUCAUGUAUCCUCCCCAUGCAGGUGGGGAAAUGGUCCAGGUAAUUAAUAUCAGAACUGAGCCUGGGACAUAGGCAGUGACACUGAGAAUUGGACCUUAUACUGAUGAAGAGAUGCUACAGAUUAGGCAGGCUCUCUUUCCUUCCUUACAUAAGGAACCAUAUUUAGCUUUUUAAUAAUUCUCUAAUAUUUCUAUUUUCUUUAGGUUAUUGUUUGGAAGCAAUGAGUUUAAAACCUUUCACCUACCCAUUUCCGGAGACGAGGUUUCUUCAUGCAGGACCCAAUGUGUAUAAAUUCAAAAUUAGAUAUGGCAACAACAUCAGAGGGGAAGAGGUAGAAAACAAGGAAGUCAUCGUCCAGGAGCUAGAGGAUUCUAUUCGUGUGGUCUUGGGAAACCUGGAUAAUCUGCAGCCGUUUGCUACAGAGCACUUCAUUGUAUUUCCCUAUAAAAGCAAAUGGGAGAGAGUGUCCCACCUGAAAUUCAAACACAGAGAGAUUGUCUUGGUCCCGUAUCCAUUUGUUUUCACUCUGUACGUGGAGAUGAAAUGGUUUCAUGAAAACCUGUCAACUGGAAAACCAAUAAACAGCAGUCCUCUUGGGUUGGUCCUGGCAGAGAGGAAAGCAGCAGAAGCCACAAUGAGGAAACGAAAACACGCAGAAGUGCCCAGCUCCCCAACCAGGCCAGGGCUGGACAGGCCCAAGAAGGGGACUUCCAGGCAAGGGCUCAGCAAAAGGAAGGCCCCUAUGGAAACCAUGAGGAACAGAGAAAGAAAAACCCAGCAGGAACGGCAGGAGACCCCAGCAUUUGAUAUCACUGAUGUUCAGGACCAGGAUUCUAAGCGGGGGGACAGCCGAGCAGGGAAGAUUAUCCCACCACUGCAGCAAAACGAUCCACCUCCUCCUGAAGGACGCACGGAGCUGGGAACCAGUGGCUUCUUUGGGUUUCUAAGCUCUCUCUUUCCGUUUCGGCAUUUCUUCAGAAGGAGCAGCCAGUGAGCCUCCUAAAUGCAGCGGUGGGAAGAGCGUUAUCUCUUGCAGCGACUCCUCCCACUCCAAUCUCUGCUUAUGACUUUCCAGUCAUGGGGAAUGAGAGCCCCAAACUCCCUGAGUCCUCUUGUGGGUUUGUCCUUUACAAUGGAAUGUCCAUUUGCCUCUUUACAAUGGAAUGUCCUUCCCCAGUUUAAAACACUAAGAAUGUAACUUUCUAAAAUGCUCUAGUCUGAGAAUUUUACUGCCCUAUGAGCCAGUUAGGUCUUUCAUCUGCAGCACUUAGAUUUCUA